GGUGAAAGAACAGCUUGGAGGUGAGCGAAGCAGCAAAGGCAAGCGAGGCUGCUGGUGCUGGGCGGCUGGUGCGAGUGUUUUUAGUCGGCUGCCCUUGGUUGGUGCGAACGAGAGUGCGAGAGCGAGGAGCAAUUAGAUCCGGGCCCUUGCCGACGGAAUGAGAUAACGACGCCAUGCCGGCCGCCUGCACCCCGAGCGGAUAAGGUGAGCUGCAGCAGCAGGGAGCCAGCCAGCGGAGGCAGCGUUUGUUUCAGCUGAUGGAUCAAAAGGGACAAUGUGCAACGCCGCCGUUCUAACCUCCCAUCAGAUGGUACCAGUAAUGCCGCUGUCGCGUACCAGGUCACUGCUGAGCAACAUCAAUGGCAACCACCCCGAGUCGGCCACCGGACAGACGUACCUGCCGCACCUCGGCUCGGCCGACAGCAACGGCCUGCUCAAGACGGCCUCGACGGCCGCCGGCCUGGUCGAGCGGCUCAACCCCGGAGGCGUCGGCGAGCGAAACUCGGUCGAGCCGUCCUCGCUGCCCAACCUGAACAUGGGCCGCGCGGACAGCAGUCCGCCGCUGGUCAAGACCUCGAGCACCUCGAGCACGAGCAGCAGCAACGGCAGCAGCAACCAGCAAGCGGCCGCCCUGGCCGCGGCGGCCGCGGCGGCCACCAAGCCCAAGACCAUGGUCGCCACCCCGGAGCAGGUGGCCAAGCUGUAUCUGGCCAAACUGACGCCCUACGAGCACCACGAAAUCUUCAACUACCCCCAGAUCUACUUCAUCGGGGCCAACGCCAAGAAGCGGCCCGGCAUCAUCGGCUCCGGCAACAACUGCGGAUACGACAACGAGCAGGGCUCCUACAUCCACAUCCCGCACGACCACAUCGCCUACAGAUACGAGGUCCUCAGGGUCAUUGGAAAGGGCAGCUUCGGACAGGUGGUGAAGGCGUACGACCACAAGCUGCACCAGCACGUCGCGCUCAAGAUGGUGCGCAACGAGAAGCGCUUCCACCGGCAGGCGCAGGAGGAAAUCCGCAUCCUCGAGCAUUUGCGCAAGCAGGACAAAGACAACACGAUGAACAUCAUCCACAUGUACGACAACUUCACGUUCCGCUCGCACAUGUGCAUCACCUUUGAACUCUUGUCCAUCAACUUGUACGAACUGAUCAAGAAGAACAAGUUCCAAGGCUUUAGUCUGCAGCUGGUGCGCAAGUUCGCCCACUCGCUGCUGCAGUGUCUCGACGCGCUGCACCGCAACAAAAUCAUCCACUGUGACAUGAAGCCCGAGAACGUGUUGCUCAAACAGCAAGGCCGAAGUGGAAUUAAGGUGAUCGACUUCGGUUCCAGCUGCUACGAGAACCAACGUGUCUACACGUACAUCCAGUCGCGCUUCUACCGGGCGCCCGAAGUGAUUUUGGGCGCGCGCUACGGAAUGCCGAUCGACAUGUGGAGCCUGGGCUGCAUCCUGGCCGAGCUGUUGACCGGCUUCCCGCUGCUGCCCGGCGAGGACGAAGCCGACCAGCUGGCCUGCACCAUCGAGGUGCUCGGCAUCCCGCCCUCCAAGCUGCUGGCAGAGUCCAAGCGGGCCAAGAACUUCAUCAGUUCAAAGGGCUACCCUCGGUACUGCACGGCGACGACAAUGGCGGACGGCAACAUCGUGCUGAACGGCGGGCUGAGCCGGCGGGGCAAACACCGCGGGCCGCCGGGCUCCAAGGACCUGCAGCGCGCGCUCAAAGGCUGUGACGACCCGCUCUUCCUCGACUUCAUCGGCAAGUGUCUCGAGUGGGACCCCGAGAAGCGGAUGACCCCUGCGGUGGCGCUGCGGCACGCGUGGCUGCGGCGGCGGCUGCCGCGACCCCCGGCCGACCCGCUGGCGGCCAACGGCGGCGGUGGCCAGCAAUCGGCCACGGCGACGGACGCGUCGCCGGCCUCGUCACGCAACAACUCGAGCGGCGGCGGCGGUGGCGGCACGGCCGGAGGAAAGGGCAAGUUGCGCGUGCAGCUGUCCGAGGGCGAGCAGACGCAGCGCACGACCAAACUGCCGCAAAUCGGCGGCGUCUCGUAGCUGCGGCUGAGCACAAAAUUGGACUGGGCCGUGCGCCUGAGGCCGCGCCUCAGGUCGUGCGGAGAGUGCGGCCCCGCCGCCGCCUGCGCGCCCUACUGCCGCCGCGGCCGCCGGAAGUGACCCCCAGACCCCGCCCCCAGCUGAGAAUCGACAAGCGAACGGCUGUGCCUCCUCUCCCACCCCCGCCCACCCGCCGAUUUUGGUCAAUUUCAUUUUUUUAACUAGCAACGAAUUUUUUUCCACUAAACUCCAUCCAUUUUUGAGGUCGCUUGGGCGAAAAUUCGCGAAGAAUCGCUGGUUUUUGGCUAGAAUUAACCUUGAAACACCGUUGACCAUUGAGAGAUGUGAUUGCGGGGACACGCCACGUUUGUUUACAUUUGGGCACGCCCCCUCGAGUGCGUGAUUCUUCGAAUAACAGUCUUGAAGUGGGCGUGUCUGGUUCGCAAGCGUAGACACAAAUCCUCAGUUUGCACUGGCUGCCACUGUGGCGCUGCAGUCUCGAUCUAAAGCGUUUCUGAUUGGUUGCCGGCGUUCUUGAGCUGGAUUCACGUCAAAAUUCGUGUAAUCAACGACAUUUUCGAUUUCUCGGCCCUCAAAAAUCGAUUGGUAGGAUUCCAGUGCUCCGCUGCUUACAGUUCCUGGUUUUUUAUAAUUUCUCUACGUUUUAUUCGCUUUGGUUUUUGCCUUUUUAAUGGUUUUUAAAUUUAAUUUUGACGCACGCGUUUGCCGCUCGGUGUAAAUAGAAAUUUCGUAUUUACCGCCGUUUUUAACGCUGAUUUUACCCCCGGACAAAGUUGACCAAACGAGUGGCUGGAAACACGCGCAGCAAUAAGCUCAAACCCAGUUGUGAAUUUUUGCCCCCCUCCCGACCCGACAAACGGCCGCUUCUGCCCUGCCAGUUCUCCGCUACUUCAGCUCUCAGCCAAUUUUGUGUCGUGUCAUUUGACUCUUUGUGCAAUUAGACAUUCUAAAGAAAGAGUGUAGGCGUUGCGAAUUUGUCGAAAAUUCAGGCAGCCGCUCGGACGACGAACAAGCAGGUUUUUUACGGACUUCGGAACGAAGGAUUGCCGCUGUGUUGUUACUGUAAAAUUAUUAUCAGCCCUUAAAUAUGUGUACCAUAAUCGGAUUGGCCAAAUAGACAUUAGCACACACACACACACACACACUAUACUUUUUUCGAGUUGCUGUACACAAACACACGAGAGAGAAAAUUCGUUUUUCUGUAAUUACUCUAGUAUAAAAACACAUGAACACAUUUGACGGAAAAUUUGGACCACGUUUGUUGAAUCUGACGAACGAUGUCGAUUUUACGAAUCGAAACAAACAAACAAACCCUGUCUUGAAGGUCAUCGAGAUCUCAUUAUGAUUAAAUAUAAACGAAACCAAGCAGUGUAGGCCUAACGAGGAACGAAUUGAUAACCAGGGAUGUGCAACAGUAAUCGAUUUUUGCUUGGAAUAAUCGAGACCCACUUUUUAAUUCUUUUCCAAACCAGAAUUUUCGGAAUUGGGGGCGUGGCUCCUAGGAAAAUCAAAGAGAAGGAAACUUGACAGUCGGUUUUGCGCAUCCCUAUUCCGAACUCGGAUCAUGCCAAGUCUCUUUGCCCUUUCUUUGCAAAUUUUUUUGAGAGAAACAGCAGCCUGUUGUGACUUUCGGCCUUUGUUCAACGGCCUAUCCAAGUGUUGUGCGCUGAAUUUCUCGUGAUUCGGAUUUUUUGGAAAUAAAUUUGGUUGCUUGGUGAUCUCUGAUCGGAAAUUAACUUGAUUUUGUAUAAGAACUGAUUUGCUCUGGCCCUUUGUAAGUGAGGUAGUCUGAUUUGCGUAAAGUUAAGAGAUCUGGGCCGAUGUUUUUUGAAUUGCGUGGAUUUUCGUUUUCGAUGCAUGAGAAGAAUUAGCACUGCCUUAAUGUAUGAAACGUUGAAAUCUCAAGAGUCAGCGAACCUUGAUCACUCGAAUAAAUUUAUGUAAUUGUUAGGAGGGAGACGAACGAAAGCAGAGUCGUGGCAAUACUCACUGAAAAUAUCAAUUUUAGCUAAUUAUCUAUUUAAGAGGCGCCGCCCGCCGAUGAUUUUUCUCCCUUUCCGUUGCAGCAUUUCCUCCUCUUCGACACACACACACACACACAUACGAAUUCCUCUUUUCAGUGCCAUUUUCGCUCAAAUCGAUCAUUGAGGACUGAAGUACUUAACAUUUUAAUUAACCAAACCGCUACUAAACACACACAAAUCUUUUGUUCGGUUCGACUUCGCAACGAUUUUUCUGUUUGAAACAAAAAAUUCUUAACUUUAAGCGCGCUCUGAUAAUUUUAGGAUUUUGUUAACUGUCCAUAAUUUUAUGUGAUAUUCCCCAAAUUGCUUUUUUCGAGAGACACUCGCCGCUUUUUUUAAACAAAUGAUUGUUCAUGUCGAAUUCGUCGCACUCGCAUAAUUAUACAUUGUAAAAUUUUUAACCGCAUAUUAGUUGCUGCUGUUUUUAAAAACACAAAGAGAAUUAUAUAUUGCGAAGCAAACCGAAGAUGCCAGCGAAGUAACAUGAUGAAGUGCAUUUAAAAAUUUUAACCGCAGUUACAUCGUUUUAUCGCGCGACAGUUUUCAAAACGAAACUCGACAAAAAAGCAAGUUUGACAGUUGUAAGCCCAGCUGUAUAUCCUUAAAUUGUAAGAUGCAACUCUAAUUUGAAUGCAGAAAUUUGUGAAAAUCUAUGAGUAUAAUUACAUAAUUAAAGUGCGGUGAGCACCUGAAAAAUAA
Molecule: messenger RNA, 4794 nt
Organism: Cloeon dipterum
Lineage: Eukaryota; Metazoa; Arthropoda; Insecta; Ephemeroptera; Baetidae
Product: dual specificity tyrosine-phosphorylation-regulated kinase 2-like
Exons: 4
Coding region: 275-2050 (591 amino acids)
Biological process (GO): peptidyl-serine phosphorylation; peptidyl-threonine phosphorylation
Cellular component (GO): cytoplasm; nucleus; cytoskeleton
Molecular function (GO): protein serine/threonine kinase activity; ATP binding; protein serine/threonine/tyrosine kinase activity
Source: RefSeq, a predicted model, not a curated record